AUGUCACGUCAAGAGUCAUCUCCAUCUUCAUUAACACAAAUAUACAAAUCUAGUUCAUCAAUUUCUCUCUCACAAAAGUUUAAUGCCAGAUCUUCUGGCUCACCAUCUCGUUCAUUCCACAUGCCAAAUUCCCCGCUCAGUGUUGUAUUUCAUAUUCCAGAAAAUGAUAUUGACGAAAAUACAGAGUCAACAUUUUUUCAAACGUCAAGGAUAAAUGAAAAUGACGAUAAUAGAAUCCAUCAUAAUGAAAAACCUAUAUCAAGUUCUCGAAAACGUCAUACUCAGCGUCAUUCCGUAGGCCCGAUCGAACCUAAAUGUUCUUGUGCUUUUGAAAGCUGCGGACAAACAUUGGUCAAUAAGCUGAACGAACUUUCUCAAGGAAAUAAUUAUGUUAUUGUCAAAUGUACAAAACAUAAUGAUGGUGGAUCUGAAAAAAAGAAAUCAAAGUGGGGAUUAUUUAAGAAAUUUCCUGAAAUAUUUAAGAAAUUUAAAAGAGACAAGAAAGAAAUGGUAAUUUGUGGAACCGGCAAGCAUUCAGAAACAAUAACGGUUAAGAGUACAAUAGAUGGCAAGAAGAUGGUUGUGAAACGCAUUGAUAAGGAAAAAUUAACGCCAGCAGAAUAUUUCAUAAAUGCUCACGAGAAUAGCUGCAAAUGUAAGUCAUGCUGUGAACUUUUGCGAGCCGAAUCAACACAACAUAUACGACGUACGAGAUCCACACCUACAUCCACAUCAUCGUUGACUGCUCAUGUAAAACCCCGGUCAAGCUCUGUAUCGUCCGAUCCAUCACCUAUACCACAACAUAAAAAAGACAUUAAAUAUAGUGCACACAGAUCGGCGUCAUUACCAACCGAAAUUUCACCCAUGUCCGAAAAUGUUAUUGUUUUAGAUGUCCGCGAGUUGGCAAAUUCUCCUAGGGUUUCAAUAUCUAACAUAAACUACAGUAAUCCCCCAAACACUCCCAAUCAGCGAAAUUCUUCAAUGAUAGGUCAAAUGGGAGAGUCUUCAAAUUCAUUAUCAAUAUCAAUUAUAUCAUCACCUUCAUCACAAGGGAUGCCAUUGGAACUUAAGCUGUUAUCAGUACAUAGUACGGAUUUACCAAAACUUGUAAAAUAUCUUAGUGACGAAAGGUAUUAUUAUUACAUUACAAAAAUGCAUGGUGUUAAACAACGUAAAUGGAAAAAACCAAGAAGUUGGCAUUUAAAAAAAUAUUGUGACGUUCAUUGGGACGAAUAUUUAAAUUAG
Messenger RNA from Scutellospora calospora, 1245 nucleotides. NCBI's taxonomy places the organism in Eukaryota, Fungi, Glomeromycota, Glomeromycetes, Diversisporales, Gigasporaceae. The record is from the annotation of a GenBank genome assembly.